AUGCCGAACCAAGUGUUAACUAUAGAGCCACAAAAUGAACUCAAGUUCAAAGUUGAUUUUUCAGGAUUGUUUGAGCUAGGCUACACAACCUACAUGAAGCUCACAAACCCGUCAGAACAUACUGUCUUGUUUAAGAUCAAGACCACAGCCCCAAAGAAAUAUUGUGUUCGUCCCAAUUCUGGGGUGCUCGAACCUAACUCCAAAGUUGACAUAGCUAUCACACCACAGGCUGUUCAUGUGGAUUCCAAUGAAAAACAUAAACAUAAAUUCAUGGUUCAAAGUGUGAUUGCCCCAGAAGGAAAGACUAAUAUAGAUCAAGUGUGGAAGGAAAUUAGUCCUGAUCAGUUAAUGGACUACAAGCUGAAGUGUGUGUUCGAGACUCCAAGAGGAACAAGUCUUAAUGAUGCUGGAGAUAAUGUCGCGCAGAAUGAAAUCUCCAAGAAGCGAGUAGCAGUCGCCGCAACGGAAGAUUCAAAGUCACUUUCAAAGGAUGCUGUAGAAGGUCUUCAGAAUGAAGCUAAGAGGAAGAAUGAUGACCUCACUUCAGGAUCUUUAAAUGCCAAAACGACUGCUUUCCCAAAAUCUGAAAACCUCGAAAGCGAUUUGCAAAAGGCGACGAAUGAAGUCAUUCAUUUGAGGGAGGAGGAAAGCAAAUUAAGACAUGAAAAUCUGCGAUUAAAAGAGGAGUUGCUCCGCUUGCACCAGACGGUGGGUGGGGAGGGUCGCGCCCGUCGUCACUCAUACGGGCCGGAGAAGAAUGAGCAGAUCGCUCUCAUGCCAUGGAUCGCCACAGCCAUAGGCAUGGCCCUCCUCGGCAUCAUCAUAGGCAAGUUCCUUAUG
Brenthis ino (lesser marbled fritillary) is the source of this 840-nucleotide messenger RNA. The record is from the annotation of a GenBank genome assembly. Lineage: Eukaryota; Metazoa; Arthropoda; Insecta; Lepidoptera; Nymphalidae.